UCAAAACAGCUGAUUUUGUUGUUAUUCUUGAGGAACAUUUAUUCUAAUCCCAGGGUAUCGUGCUACUAGCUAUAGAACUUUGGUUUAAAAAAUGAGAUUAACAAAUCUAUUAAGAGCCCUUCCAGUUAAGGAACCAGUGGUCCCGAAAAGAAUGAACAAGCUUAAAUCCUUGGCAAUAGUGACCACUGGUGCCACCAUUUUUUGUACGGGUUUCUCUAUUUAUAAAUGCAAUGAAAACUUUUAUAAGAAUACAUUGAUGCCAUUAACGCGAUAUUUACCACCGGAGACAAGUCACAAUUUGGCUGUUUUGGCUUGUAAAUAUAAAAUAUUCUCAGCGCCGCCGAAACCGGAUUCGCAAAAUCUGGCUACUACAUUCUUUAAUAAACAAAUAACGAAUCCAAUUGGUAUAGCUGCUGGUUUCGAUAAACAAGGUGAAGCUGUUGAAGGUUUAUAUAAAUUAGGAUUUGGUUUUGUUGAGAUAGGUUCUGUAACUCCUGAACCGCAGCCAGGCAAUCCAACUCCGCGCGUAUUUCGUUUAGUUAACGAUGCGGCCAUUAUUAAUCGCUAUGGAUUCAAUAGUGACGGACAUAAGAUUGUUUUCGAACGUUUAAACAAACUAAGAAUUGAGCGUGGUUUUGAUGGUGUUUUGGGUGUUAACCUUGGAAAAAAUAAAACAUCCGAAUCGCCAAUUGCAGACUAUGUAAAUGGAGUUAAUGUAUUUGGUCCCAUUGCCGACUACUUAGUUGUCAAUAUUAGCAGCCCAAAUACCCCUGGCUUACGUGAUUUACAAGGUAAAAAGGAAUUAGAAGAAUUGUUGAAGGCUAUUAUAGUAGCGCGGAACUCUCUGCCUGUAAACAAUAAAGUACCUAUAUUAUUGAAAAUUGCACCCGAUUUAACGAAAAAAGAUAUGAAAGAUAUUGUAAGUGUUAUAAACAAAAAUGCUUGUCGAGUCGAAGGUAUUAUAGUAUCGAAUACUACAUUAUCGCGUGAAAAUUUAAAAGAAGUUGAGCUGGCUGGCGAAUCGGGUGGGUUAAGUGGAGCCCCCAUACGUUCGAAAUCCACGCAAUUAAUUGCCGAUAUCUAUGCGCAAACCAACGGUAAUAUUCCCAUCAUUGGUGUCGGGGGUAUUUCAUCAGGAAAAGAUGCGCUGGAGAAGUUGGAAGCGGGUGCUUCAUAUUUACAAUUUUAUACUGCAUUCAUAUAUGAGGGUCCGCCGGUUGUGACACGCAUUAAGAAGGAGCUUUCACAGUUAUUGGAGGAGAAGGGUUACAAGAGUGUCGACGAUGCAGUGGGUAAAAAUUACAAAAAAUAUGUUAGUAUAUAAAAAAAACAGUGGCUUAUUUUUUAACAAAAUGUUUUAAUAA
Molecule: messenger RNA, 1364 nt
Organism: Ceratitis capitata (Mediterranean fruit fly)
Lineage: Eukaryota; Metazoa; Arthropoda; Insecta; Diptera; Tephritidae
Gene: Dhod
Product: dihydroorotate dehydrogenase (quinone), mitochondrial
Exons: 3
Coding region: 92-1324 (410 amino acids)
Biological process (GO): pyrimidine ribonucleotide biosynthetic process; 'de novo' pyrimidine nucleobase biosynthetic process
Cellular component (GO): mitochondrial inner membrane; cytoplasm
Molecular function (GO): dihydroorotate dehydrogenase activity
Source: RefSeq, a predicted model, not a curated record